UGAUAUCCCAAUUGUGAAAAAUACAACACGGUUUGAAGAUUGUGUUGGCAUCUUCCUCCAAAAUCCAGUCAGUCCUUUCACUCUCUCUUUGCAAAUAUAAAGGCUCUACAUCAAGUUUGGAUCCGAAAUUCUUAAAUUGUGGGGAAAAAGAUGUUACAGUGCAUAUUUCUACUUUCAGAUUCUGGAGAGGUGAUGCUAGAGAAACAGUUAACUGGGCAUCGUGUAGACCGAUCCAUAUGUGCUUGGUUUUGGGAUCACGUUAUUUCUCAAGGUGAAUCCUUCAAGUCAAUGCCUGUAAUUGCUUCUCCAACUCAUUAUUUGUUCCAAAUUGUUCGUGAGGGGAUCACCUUUUUAGCUUGCACUCAACUUGAAAUGCCGCCUUUGAUGGGUAUUGAGUUUCUUUGUAGAGUAGCUGAUGUGCUCUCCGAUUAUCUUGGUGGGUUGAAUGAAGAUUUGGUCAAGGAUAACUUUGUCAUCGUCUAUGAGGCUCUUUUGGCGAUGCUUGAUGGUUGGUUGUGUUGGAAUCUGAUCAGUAUUGUUAUUUUUAUUUCUUCAUGUCACUGGCAGCUUUUGGAUGAGAUGAUAGACAAUGGCUUCCCUCUUACUACAGAACCUAAUAUCCUUAGAGAAAUGAUAGCUCCACCAAAUAUUGUUAGCAAAAUGUUGAGUGUUGUGACAGGCAACAGCUCCAAUGUGAGUGAAACCCUUCCAGGUGCAACGGCAUCUUGUGUCCCAUGGAGAACAACAGAUGUGAAAUAUGCUAAUAAUGAAGUUUAUGUUGAUCUUGUUGAAGAAAUGGAUGCAAUCAUAAACAGGGAUGGUGUCUUGGUGAAAUGCGAAAUUUAUGGUGAAGUUCAAGUAAACUCCCUUCUUUCAGGUCUUCCUGAUUUGACUCUUUCUUUUGUGAACCCAUCUAUCUUAGAUGAUGUGAGAUUUCAUCCCUGUGUUCGGUUUCGACCGUGGGAAUCCCAUCAAAUUCUGUCAUUUGUGCCUCCUGAUGGGCAGUUUAAGCUCAUGAGUUACAGGGUUAAAAAGUUGAAAAGCACCCCAAUAUAUGUAAAGCCACAGCUUACCUCUAAUGAUGGAACUUGCCGUAUCAGUGUGAUGAUUGGAAUAAGAAAUGAUCCUGGAAAGACAAUAGACUCUAUAACUCUGCAAUUUCAAUUGCCUCCUUGCGUUCUGUCAGCUGAUCUGACUGCAAAUCAUGGAGAAGUGGAUAUUCUUAGUAAUAAGAUGUGCUCUUGGUCAAUUGGACGGAUUCCGAAAGAUAAAGCCCCUUCAUUGACUGGUACAAUGGUGCUUGAGACAGGAUUGGAGCGUCUUCAUGUAUUUCCCACAUUUCUAGUAGGUUUUAGGAUUAUGGGCAUUGCCCUUUCUGGCCUGCAAAUCGAUAAAUUGGAUCUCAAAAAUGUACCUAAUCGGCUUUACAAAGGUUUUCGAGCUCUUACACGAGCAGGGGAAUAUGGAGUGAGGUCAUGAUAUCAUUUGUAUCAAAAUAAUUUUUCUGUCAAGUUGUGCUACUGACAAAUAUUAUUGUAUUAAUUUUAUGGUGAUGUAUCAUAUGUUGGGUGCAGGAAUUAUUUCAUCCAUGAAGUUGUUGGUGAUUUAGAGCAAAACAUUUUUACCAUCACAAACUAAUUGUACUAUUUUCUUGAAAAAGCAUUAUAAUUGAUGAAUUA
Mangifera indica (mango) is the source of this 1679-nucleotide messenger RNA. RefSeq names its product AP-3 complex subunit mu. The transcript is spliced from 8 exons. Gene Ontology annotation, cellular component: clathrin adaptor complex; cytoplasmic vesicle. Bases 151 to 1479 code for a protein of 442 amino acids. Gene Ontology annotation, biological process: intracellular protein transport; endocytosis. NCBI's taxonomy places the organism in Eukaryota, Viridiplantae, Streptophyta, Magnoliopsida, Sapindales, Anacardiaceae. The record is from RefSeq and is a predicted model, not a curated record.